Drosophila willistoni is the source of this 702-nucleotide messenger RNA. RefSeq names its product prefoldin subunit 3. The transcript has a single exon. Gene Ontology annotation, cellular component: cytoplasm; prefoldin complex. Gene Ontology annotation, biological process: tubulin complex assembly; microtubule-based process; protein folding. Bases 43 to 621 code for a protein of 192 amino acids. The record is from RefSeq and is a predicted model, not a curated record. Gene Ontology annotation, molecular function: tubulin binding. NCBI's taxonomy places the organism in Eukaryota, Metazoa, Arthropoda, Insecta, Diptera, Drosophilidae.
AACAUUUUUCUUACACUCAAAAACAAAACACAACAAAUAAAUAUGUUUGCCUUUAUUGAGAAAAUUGAAAAGCCUCCACUUUUGAAGCACCAAAAAUCCUAUGGAAAUAUUGAAGAGUCCAAAUUUAUAAACAAUAUUGAAACCUAUGUGAAUCGUUCCGAAUUUGGUAAGAAUAUCGAUAAUGUCAUGAGACUGGAAAAUGCCAAAUAUGCAAAAUAUGGCCAACUGGCAAUGCAACUUGAGCACAAUUAUACAAAUCAAACGAUUCGCAUUGAGACUGCUAAAUCAAAUUUGCAACUGGUGAGGAAAUUCAUGGAAGAUAAAACUGAAUUUGAGGCAAAAUUUCAGCCUGCUAUUGGGGUAUUUACCACUGUGAUAGUUCCUCCCCUGGAGAAGGUAAAUCUCUUAGUGGGGUCCAAUGUUUUUAUGGAAUUCGAACUAAAGGAUGCCGAGAAACAUUUAAUAGGACAAAUUAAGGACUUGGUCCAGCAAUUGAAGGCCUAUGAGCAUGAUGUGGAAUAUUUGCGUGAAAUGAUGGUCAUAACAGAACUGAACAUAUCUAGGCUUUAUAAAUAUGGCCAAGACCAACAAAAGAAACGACAGAAGCAAGGAAGCAGAUGAAAAGUUUUUUAUUCGCUCUAUCCAUUUUUGAAACCAAAUUAUUUGUGCAAUCAAUAAACUAAACUUUAAACUAUUAAAGUA